Notolabrus celidotus (New Zealand spotty) is the source of this 2873-nucleotide messenger RNA. It is a transcript of the gene wasla, whose product is annotated as WASP like actin nucleation promoting factor a. Gene Ontology annotation, biological process: actin filament organization; regulation of Rho protein signal transduction. Gene Ontology annotation, cellular component: plasma membrane. The coding region runs from base 370 to 2037 and encodes 555 amino acids. Gene Ontology annotation, molecular function: actin binding; small GTPase binding. Lineage: Eukaryota; Metazoa; Chordata; Actinopteri; Labriformes; Labridae. The transcript is spliced from 11 exons. The record is from RefSeq and is a predicted model, not a curated record.
GUCUGCUCCAUCUGCUGCCAUGUUGGAUGUACGCAUCGCUGCUGCAGCCGCUGGAGCUCCUGCUGAAAGUUGAGCGUUUAUCUGCGCACAGACUCCUCCUGAGACUUUAGUCUGCCUUCCAACACCUAAAGGGGACCCGAAGGAUCUUUAGAACUAUCAGGACCAGGUCUGGAAACACCCUCACCCUACCCCCCUGACCUCCUCCUCCGCCCUCCAGCUCUGGGACUCGGACUGGAGAUGAUCCGGUUGCAGGCCACAGCAACCGGAGCCCGCAUGGAUUUUGUGUAAUUCCAAGUGUUUGCUGAGUCCUUCUUCAAGGAUAACAACCUGCAUCGUGUUGGGAGUGAACUAAGACCUAAACCCAGAGCCAUGAACAGCCACGCACCGCCACGCAGGUCUGCCAACGUGGGCUCCAUCCUCCUGACCCCGCAGGAGAACGAGGUCCUGUUCGGGUACCUGGGCAGGAAAUGCGCUACUCUGUGUUCGGCGGUGGUCCAGGUGUACGGAGCCGAUCGGAGCUGCAGCUGGGUGAAGAGGUGCUGCGGGGUGGCCUGUCUGGUCAAAGACAACCCACAGAGGUCCUACUUCAUCCGAGUGUUCGACAUCAAGGAAGGGAAAACCAUGUUUGAACAGGAGCUGUACCACAACUUCUCCAUCAGCAGCGCCAGAUCCUACUUCAUCUCGUUUGCAGGAGAUGCGUGUCAGAUCGGUCUGAACUUUGCGAGUGAAGAAGAAGCCAAAAGAUUCCGAGCCGCCAUCAACGACCUGCUGAACAGACGGCAGCGCAAAACAGAGAAGAGAGGUGACCCUAAAAAUGGUCCAGCUCUGCACAUGGCCACGGUGGACAUCAAGAACCCGGAGAUCAACAACGUCCGAUUCCACAACUCCCACAGCCACCAGCAGCCGUACCACCUCAACAACAUGCUGAGCCACAGCGGGCUGAACCGGAAGGACAAGAAGACCAAAGGCAAGAACAAGAAGAAGCUGACCAAGGCGGACAUCGGCACGCCCAGCAACUUCCAGCACAUCGGUCACGUGGGCUGGGAUCCAAACACAGGUUUUGAUCUGAACAACCUGGACCCGGAACUGAAGAACCUCUUUGACAUGUGCGGGAUCUCUGAGGCUCAGCUGAAGGACCGAGAGACGUCCAAGGUCAUCUACGACUUCAUCGAGAAGAAGGGAGGAGUGGAGGCCGUCAAGAACGAACUGAGGAGGCAGGCACCCCCUCCACCUCCAUCUCGCGGCGGCGCCCCUCCUCCACCCCCUCCCCCUCACAGCACCGCUCCACCACCCCCUCCUCCUCCCCCUUCCAGAGGAGGCCGUGGAGCUCCUCCGCCUCCUCCUCCAUCCAGAGCCCCCGCCUCGGCACCUCCUCCUCCACCUCCCACCAGACCAGGAACUCUGGGUGCCCCGCCUCCCCCACCGCCUCCCAACAGAGGAGGUCACCAGCCUCCUCCGCCUCCCCAUCAUCACCACCAACACCACCACCACCACCACCAGCCUCCCCCUCCUCCUCCCCCUCCGUCACAUUCAACCAUCGCCCCACAAGCUCCUCCACCUCUGCCUCCUCCACCUGCUCACCACUCCCCUGUAAGCACAGGAGGCAGCUCGGCCCCGGCCCCGCCUCCCCCGCCUCCUCCUCCACCCCCACCUCCCGGCCCUCCUCCGCCUCCAGAGCUGGACGGCAUCAGCGGAGGCGGAGACUCUCCUCACUCACCAAGCCCCGGUGGGAAGUCGGCGCUGCUGGAGCAGAUCAGAGGAGGAACUCAGCUGAAGAAGGUGGAGCAGAACAACCGGCAGCCUGCGUCGGGCGGGGGACGGGACGCCCUGCUGGACCAGAUCAGACAGGGGAUCCAGCUCAAGAACGUGCCAGACCAUCCAGAGUCCAGCCCUCUGACAGCGGCUCCGACCGCAGGCAUCGUCGGCGCCCUCAUGGAGGUGAUGCAGAAGAGGAGCAAAGCCAUCCAUUCCUCAGACGAAGACGAGGAUGACGAAGAAGACGAGGACUUCGAGGACGACGACGAGUGGGACGACUAGCUCCUCCUCCUCUCCUGCACCCUCGGCUCCUCCUCCUCCUCCUCCUCCUCCUCCUCCUCCUCCUCCUCCUCGCCUCGCGUUGACACUAAAAUAUCUUCUAAAAAUCUUCCAGCAUCUGACUAAAACUGUAAUGUAAAUGUUGUAUGAAUUGGCUGUAUAUUUAUUUUUGCCUUUUUUCUUUUUUGCUCUUUCUGUUUUUUACAAUGAUUAAUCUGUGCAAUACCUCAUCUGUUCAUCACACACCCUCCUCCAUAGAGACGCUACACUCCCCCUCCUCCCUCCCUCCCUCCCUCCGGGACAUCCUGUCAUUAGAAAGCACUUAACACCUCCAUCGUCAGCACAAAGUGGAGACGCAGCCGAUCAUAGAUAAUCAUUACUAUCACACACGAGCUGGUCAGCUGAGCUGCGUCUGAACUGGAGUCUUCGUGACUCGUGGGAACUUUCUCUCUUUGUCUUCUUUGUGUUUUUUCAUUCCUAGUCUAAGAAACUGAAAAAGGGAGACACGUGUGACAAACAGGCGGGAUCCUCUUUGUGUUUAACCAGAUAACACUAUUUUCCUACCCUUGAGUUUCCUAACGAAGCGUAGUUUAGUCGUGUUCUUUUCGUCAUGACCAAAAGGCGGCGGCGGCGGCUCAGUCGCUCCACUCUUAGUUUGAUUUUUUGUUUAUGAAAUGAAAGCCGUUCAUUUGCACAGUUUCUAUGAUAGUCCAGUUUGGUGUCGUUUCGAGUGCGUGCGUCUGACUUUAAUCUCAGAAAUCUGACUUUAAUCUCAGAAUUCAGACUUUAAUCUCAGACUUUAAUCUCAGAAUUCAGACUUUAAUCUCAGAAUUCGGACU